This is a messenger RNA of Xiphophorus couchianus (Monterrey platyfish), 3170 nucleotides long. Its product is annotated as zinc finger protein 2-like. The transcript has 2 exons. Gene Ontology annotation, biological process: regulation of transcription by RNA polymerase II. Gene Ontology annotation, cellular component: nucleus. NCBI's taxonomy places the organism in Eukaryota, Metazoa, Chordata, Actinopteri, Cyprinodontiformes, Poeciliidae. Bases 344 to 2107 code for a protein of 587 amino acids. The record is from RefSeq and is a predicted model, not a curated record. Gene Ontology annotation, molecular function: DNA-binding transcription factor activity, RNA polymerase II-specific.
GACACUUCCGGCGGAAGUAAAUAACAAGGUGCUAACAGCGUUAGCUUCCAGGCUUCCCUUUGUUUAUCGUCAGUUAGAAAACGGUUUUCAGAUGUUUGAACUGAAUUAUUCAGUGUCUGCAGUAACAAUAUAUUUAGUUCAUCAUUAGAGAGCAACAAUAUUUCUGCUGCUGCAGAAAUAUUAAAAACAAAACACCAUCCAGAGGUCGACCGUCCGCUCCGACUGCUGGAGAACCGAAUCAUCUCGGAACCUUCUGGCUUUCCACUGCAUCAGGUCUAACUGUGUUGGUCCUGUUGAUCAAAUUCUCAUAACUGAAGAGAGAAACUCCAUUGUUGACCAAAAGAUGCCAAACGCUACAGAAAUAAAGGAGGAACAGGGAGAACCAGACCUACAGCAGGUGGCUGAGACAAAAGACGAACCACAACCGAUCAAGAAAGAGCAAAUUGAACUGUGGACCUUUCAAGAUGAAGGGCAAUUUUUACUCAUGCAGGAAACUAGAUCCUCUCUGGUAACUCAUGAAGAAAGAGUCCACAAUGUACCAAAAGUAGAGAUAAAGGAGGAACCAGGACCUGCAGUUCAAGGAGAAUUAGAACCUUCCAGGAUUAAAAAGGAACCAGAACUUUUCCAGGCACAAAAUGAUCCAGAACUGAUGAACAUAAAAGAGAAAAAAGAAGAUUUCUGCACUAAUCAGGAUGAAGAUCAGCUUGUAGUGAAGCAGGAGACUGACAGCAUUAUGGUGACUUCUACUAAUGAGCUAAAAGACGACAGUGAAACAGAACCGAACAAGAACCAAGUACUCUCUGCAAAUGGCCUCAAAGCUGAGGACCAACAUCAGCAAGGAAGCAACCAGAAAGACUCAGGAAGUGGAGAUGCAGAUCUGGAGCCAAAGGCUCGCAAAUUAAGGGGCAAACGUCCAUACUUACCUGUGGACAUGGAAAGCCACUCAUAUGAGCAGGCUUAUCCUUGUAGGUUUUGUCAUAAGUCUUUCAGACACAGCAGUAGCUUGACUCGUCACAGAAUAAUUCACAGGGGAGAGAAGCCUUAUACUUGUGACACAUGUGACAAAUCUUUUAGAUACAUCGGUAGUUUGACUCGUCACAAAAAAACCCACAUGGGAGAGAAGCUUCAUUUCUGUGAGUUGUGUGAUAAAUCCUUCAAAAAACACGGUAGUUUGAUUUGUCACAGAAGAACUCACAUGGGAGAGAAGCCUUAUUCUUGUGAUUUGUGUGGUAAAUCUUUUAGACACGGCAGUAGUUUGACUCGUCACAGAUUAAUUCACAGAGGAGAGAAGCCUUAUUCUUGUGACACUUGUAAGAAAUCUUUUAGACACAGCAGUAGCUUGACUCGUCACAGAGUGAGUCACUGGGGAGAGAAGCUUUAUUCUUGUGAGUUGUGUGCUAAACGUUUCAUUACUAAGGCUAUUCUGAAAGAUCACUAUAAAACUCACACAGGAGAUAACAUUUUUCAUUGUGACUCUUGUGAUCAAUCUUUCAUGACUGAGACUGAUCUGGUAGAUCACAAUUGCACUCAUACAGGCCAGAAGCCUUAUUCUUGUGACACUUGUGAUAAAUCUUUUAGACACAACAGCAGUUUGGCUCGACACAGAAAAAUUCACAAAUCUUUCAUGUCUGAGACUAUUCUGAAAGAUUAUUAUAAUCUUUCAGAAACCCUCACAGAUGAGAAGCUAUAUCAGUGUGACACUUGUGAUAAAUUUUUCAAGACUGAGACUAAUCUGAAAGAUCACUGUGUUACUCACACGGGCGAGAAACCUUAUUCUUGUGACACUUGUAAUAAAUCUUUUCGACAUUGCAGUAGUUUGGCUCGCCACAGAAGAAUUCACGAUGAAGACAAGCUCUAUUCUUGUGAAAUUUGUGGUAAAUCUUUCAUGACUAAGACUAUUCUGAAAAAUCAUUAUAAAAUUCACACGAGAAAGAAACUUUGUCCUUGUGACAUUUGUGAUGAAUCUUUCAUGAGUGAGACGAUUUUGAUAGAUCAUUACGCAACUCACAUAAUUGAGACACCUUAUGCUUGUGACGAUGGUGAUCAAUCUUUUAGACACCACAGUAGUUUGGCUCCAAGAACUCAUAUGGGUGGGGAGCCUAAAUGAAGCAAUUCCCUACAAAUGUUGUUCUAAGGUGUUUUACAGAGCAAACAUGUCUGAUUUAUAAAGUAAUCUAUUACCAAGUGAGUCGUAUCAAAUUGAUUCCAUUCGUCUGCAUUGUUUCCUAUUUAGUCUUUGUUAUAAUCCAGUGCAGUCAAGUUGAGUUUCUGUUGUGAAGUGAUUUCUAUCAAAGGAAGUCCAGUUGAAUUCAUUGAGUAGAUAAAUAACUGCAGCAAUCCCUCAUACUGAACAAAUGUUUGAAAGUAAAUGUUUCUUUUUGAAAGUGAACUGUCGCCACCAAAUUUUAUAUACACUCUUUUUUUAAGGUUUUAUUGGCUCUAGUGGCCUUUAUUUGAAAGUUAAUCGACAGGAAAGUGGGUAAUGAGAGAAGGGAAAACAUGCGGCAAAGGUUGCCAGGCCAGGAAUCGAACCUGCGACGGCCACAUCCAGGACUAAGGCCUCCAUAUGUGGGUCGUGCUGAACCCCUGUGCCACCACAGCACCUCCAUAUAUGCUCUUUUUAUACACCAGUAAAAGUUCAAAUGUCUGGUGAAAUGGUUGAAAGGGCAACGGCAACAUAUAGUUGUCUGGAUAUAAACACACGAUGUCAGUUGAUCUUUUUGUUUUUAGACUUAGACUUAGACUGACUUUAUUGUCAUUUUGCAUGCACAGGGUGAAUACAGAACGAAAUUUCGUUGCAAACGGCUCAGGACAAUGUUUUGAGCUUCCAAUGUUGUGAGGUUACUCCAGAAUAAAAUAAAAUACAGUAUAAAAUAUGAUUUUAAUCAACGGAGCGGUGGUAAAGCCAUGGAGACUGUACCUCCAGUUUGUAGACCAGUCCUCCUUUCUUAGUUGUGGAAAACUCAGAAAGCAAAUGAACAACUAUCUCCCUCCCUUUAACUUUUUCAUCCUAUCUUAAAUUUCUUUUACUGUUGGAUUUUCUUCCUGAUGCUGUGUUUUUUUUUAAAUGUAAUUAUUUUUGUAAAGUCCUCUACAAAAGAAGGUUUUGUUUUUGUAUUAUGUCAAUGUAUUGUUUCAAAUGGACUAUUAAACAUUUAAAAGACCUCGUA